AUGGAUCGGGUCGGCUCUGCUCACUCUAUUGACAUGCUGCUGGGCGAGCUCGAUGACGACGACGGGCUGGCCGAGCUGGAGCAGGAGCUGGGGUUGAACGACGACGCGGGCGGGUCGGGCGAGUACCCCAUGACCGUACUGCACUCCCACUCGGCCGGCGGUGGUGGGUUCGCGCCGCCAACACGAGGCUCGGGCGGCUUCUCCAGCUUCCUGUCGUCAUCGCCCACGACGGCGUCCUCCUCUUCAUCAUCGCUUUCAUUCGGCCGCGGCGACGGCAGUGGCGUCGGCGGCGGCGAUGCCGAGCGGGGCGAGCUGGCCAUCGUGCAGCACUACAAGUCAAAGUUCAGCAACGACGCCCUCAAAGCCCAGGACGCGGCUGACAACACGAUCAAGGCCGUCUUCAUCAUCAAGUUUGAUGUCAAUGAGGGCAACGUGAUCGCGUGGCAGUACCCGAAGGACAUCGAUCUGUCGGGAAUCGAAUUCAAGGCCAUGGCCAGCGGUUCCCAUAACGUCGAUUCCGACAUUGUAUAUUUCAAGGUGGGCGACCUCUACGGCGUGUCGUGCUACGAGAAGCGGCUCAUGCGCGGUAAUGUCGAGCUCCGAGGCGUGCUCAUGAGCGCCGUCGGCUUGCUCAGCACCAACUACCACAACCACCACCACCACAUCUCCUUUCUCUCCGACCAGGUCCAUGGGGUCAACCACGUGCCAGCGUUUGAUCACGAGCUGCUCGUGGAGUACUUCCACAGCUCGCACCAGGUGUUGGACAACCAGACGUCCACGUCAUCAUCGUCGUCGUCUUCUUCUUCUUCAUCACCACCGUCGCCUUUGCCCUCGUCGCCGCUCGUGUCGCGCAUCCCGCACGGCUACUUCAUCUCCUUCCUGCGCCACUUUGGGCCGCACGUCUUCUCGAUCUGGAAGAGCGUGCUGCUGCGCCAACGCAUCCUCUUCUACGCGCCGCCGCCGGUGCGCGCCACCUGCGCCCACGUCUACUGCGCCAACAUGCUGGCCUACACCCGCGUGCGGCAGUUCCGGUGGGACGCCAACCCGCUGUUCUACGUCAACAUCAACGACAUGAAGGUUCUCCACGAGCAGGAGACCUUCAUCGCGGCCACCACGGAGGCCAUCUUCCAGAAGAAGUUCAACAUCUACGACGUCUACGUGGCCAAGUACAACUUCCACAUGCCCACCAAGGAGGCCGAGCUGCCGCUCCGGGUGACCGACGGCGAUCGGUCGCGCUACCGAUACCUCCUCGAGAUCGUGUCGACCUAUCUCGACACCUACAAAGCCGAACAACAUCUCAUCAAGUUCUUUCUGGGGCUCAACAAUCGGCUGUUCGAGGGCCUGCUGCGGGCACACCAGGAGGGCGAGGUGGUGCAGGCGUCGGACCUCCCCGAACGCUUCGGCCUCCACUCGAGCGACCUCACCUUCUUCUCGGCGCUCGCGGGCACGCUCAACCUCAACUUCCCCGUGGCCCCGCCCAAGAGCUGCCUUUUGGUGAAAAACAAGAAGGAGCGUUGCUCUGCGGGGAGGAUCGGGGUCAAGUUCAAAAAUGGGGGCUGGGCCGAAAAAGGAGAGUUCUAUCCAUAUUUGGGCAACGCCGCCAAUGUCAAGUACCCCCUUCCCGAGGCCUCCUCUGAGCGUAGAGAGAGGAGAUAG
Molecule: messenger RNA, 1656 nt
Organism: Acanthamoeba castellanii str. Neff
Lineage: Eukaryota; Discosea; Longamoebia; Acanthamoebidae
Exons: 7
Coding region: 1-1656 (551 amino acids)
Cellular component (GO): lipid droplet
Source: RefSeq, a predicted model, not a curated record